AAAAUGUAACAACCUUUAAUACGUUUGCGCAACUGCUUCAUCUAAACAGCUUUACAAGAGAAAGAAUAAAAGUUAAUGAAAACCUAAACAUGUGAUCGUUAGCUGUAGGAAGAACUGACCUAAGGGAAUAGGAAGCGUUUCUCUUAGAUAAGCGCUGUUGUGUUGCCUUUGUGAGCAGAUGUCUCCAUGUCUUCACUCUGGAUAAAGGCUGGUUCAAACACGAGUCGAGCUGCUGUAAAGUCAAGUGUUAGGAAUCCAUCCAGGAAAAACAGCAGCAUGGCUCUGGACCCACGGCUCGCAGAGGGGAUAGAGAAUGAUAAAGUACUCAAGCAAUUUCCUCCCUACGGGAGCAUUGAUGGCAGCUCAGCGAGUGACACCUGUCCUACCUGUCGGGGAACGGGACGCAUUCCCAGAGGCCAUGAAAACCAGCUAGUUGCAGUAAUACCAUGCAAUGAUGUCAGGCUGAAACCCAGACGCACGAAGCUGUACGUGUUCAUCUCCAUGGUUAUCUGUCUACUUAUUUGCUGCCUGAUCCUCUUUUUCCUUUUCCCUCGGAGUGUCUCCAUCACACCGGUGUCCGUUCUGUCAGUUACGGUCUAUUUCACCCCAGAUUCUGUUGAUAUGGAGGUCAAAAAUCUCCUCAACAUCACCAACGACAACUUUGUCCCAGUUCAGAUCAGAGACUUUAACAUGCAGGGUCUCGUUGCGAAGACGGUGAUGGGGAAGACGAAGAUGACCAACCUGACUGCCAUAAAGUCCCGAUCUAAGCAGUCGUACACAACUCAGAUCAACCUACUGAUCAAAGACAAAGGCUUAACAGAUUACUGCCAGUCAGAGAAAUUCAAGAUCCACACGUUAUUUCUGGAGCUGCAGUUGACGAUGAACAUUUCCUACUUCUCUCACACGGAGCAGCUCUCUCUGGACACCUUUGAGUAUAUUGACUGUGGGACCAACUCAACCACCCCGCACCCCGUAAGAUGAUGAAAUCCAGACCAACACCACCACUUUAUCACUCCAAUAAAUGUGAUUUUAUUUCCUUUAUUUUGUGUCGUUUUAAAUUUACCCAGUGGCUUUAAUCCGUCACUACAAAGACGAUGAAGUGUAUGGUUUAAUGAAAUUUCUGUAAAAUUCUGCAGUUUUGUCACUUGUUUACAUUUAAGUGUAAAUAUGUUUGGUGGAAAAUCUAGUGGUAUUGUAUAAAAGUGUAUUUUAUGUCAUAAUGAUUUGGCUUUUUUUAAAGCUUUGUUUUGGUGUAAGAGAGUUGACCUCUGGUAGUGUUUGCACUUUAAUAAACUGUGACAUUGAAACUUCA
Nothobranchius furzeri (turquoise killifish) is the source of this 1312-nucleotide messenger RNA. It is a transcript of the gene tmem106a, whose product is annotated as transmembrane protein 106A. The record is from RefSeq and is a predicted model, not a curated record. Lineage: Eukaryota; Metazoa; Chordata; Actinopteri; Cyprinodontiformes; Nothobranchiidae.